This is a messenger RNA of Cottoperca gobio, 2142 nucleotides long. RefSeq names its product netrin-4. Gene Ontology annotation, molecular function: protein binding. The record is from RefSeq and is a predicted model, not a curated record. Gene Ontology annotation, biological process: tissue development; cell migration; axon guidance. Bases 202 to 2142 code for a protein of 646 amino acids. NCBI's taxonomy places the organism in Eukaryota, Metazoa, Chordata, Actinopteri, Perciformes, Bovichtidae. Gene Ontology annotation, cellular component: laminin trimer. The transcript has 10 exons.
UUAUAUUUUUUUCAACAUUGUUCCUAGAAGGACAUCGGAAAAAAAUACUCCUGGAUUCAUCUGGAAGCUAAGCUUUGCGCAUUGCGUAAUUGGCAGGGAAAUGCGCUUAUCCUUUAGAUCUGUUACACAUAAUGUUGGGACUAAUCUCUGCUGGAAGGUGUUUAUCGCACCGUGUAUGUUGUAAACACAGCAGAAACCAGGAUGAGAGUGUUUAGUAUGCUUGGAAAAGCUCGGCAUCAGAUGCUGGUGGCACUCUGUUGGCUGUUUUUGGUUCUGACGAGGAGCGCAGCAGUUUCCAGAUGUGUGGACCAUGCCUGCAGUCCGCCCAUUGGGAACCUGGCUAGUGGCAGGACCCUCCUCACCCACUCCAGCUGCUGUGUGAACAGCUCCUUGCACCGCAGCCCUUGCCCCUAUCCUCUUGUGACCCCCCUCCUCAUCUGCCCCGAGGACACCCACCCAUCUGCGCACAUGGCUGAUGACGCAUUCUUGCAUCCAGAUACGUGGUGGGCAUCAGGUGCAAGCACCACCGUGCAGGAGCAGCAGGAUGAGAUCCGGUUGGACUUGGAAACACACUUCUGUCUUUCCCAUGUGGUUUUGGUGUUCAGGUCACCGCGGCCUGCCGCCAUGGCCAUCGAUCGCUCAGCUGACUUUGGAAAGACCUGGGAAACUCUUAAACUCUUUGCGCACAAUUGCAGCACAGAGUUUGGUUUGCCUGAUGAUUUUACUCAACCAGGCUCUUUGUGCACAUCCCGCUAUGCCAGUGCUACACCCUGCAGUGGGGGGGAGGUAAUAUUACGGACACUUGACCCCAGCAGUGCUAGAACACUGGACCCUUACAGUCCAGAGGCCCUCGCCCGCCUCACCCUCACUAACCUCCGCAUCAGACUGCUGAAAGCUCAGACCUGCCCAGCACCUCUAAAUCCCCCUGCGGCAUGGGCCAGCCACACACCCUCAGCUCUGACUUCCACAUCCACCACAGAAGGCCCAGCCUCAGCACCUUAUGCUAUUUAUACUUUACUGGCCAGAGGGACCUGUCUGUGCCACGGACAUGCUGAGUAUUGUGUACCGUACAACAGCAGCCAAGACACAAGGCAGGACAGUGACAUGGUGUCUGGAAGGUGCUUGUGUACUCACCACACAGCCGGGGAUCACUGUGAGAAGUGCGCCCCGCUCUACAAUGAUCGUCCCUGGAGGCCUGCCAACAGCAGCAGCGGGGAGUCCAACCCGUGCCAGAAGUGCCAGUGCCACGCUCACGCAGAUAGCUGCCACUUCUCUCAGCGAGCAUGGCUUUCCUCCGGGGGCACCAGUGGGGGCGUUUGUGAUGACUGCAGGCACAACACUGUCGGUCGCAGGUGCCAGCGCUGUCGCCACGGCUACCAUCGCCACACAUCCGUGCCCCUCAACUCCCCCCACGCCUGCACACGCUGCUGGUGUGAUCCUCAGGGCUCUUUGCCUACUCGUCCGGGAGAGGAGGGACCCUGGUGCCACCCGAGGAGCGGGCAGUGCCGCUGCAAAUCUGGUGUGGGGGCCCCAAGCUGCAGCCACUGCCAGCCUGGUUAUUGGGGUUUUGGAGCGGAGGGAUGUAAACUCUGCACCUGCCCUCACAGCUGUGACCCAACCACUGGGCAGUGUCUGGACAGCUACUCAAAUAAUCUGGUGUACAAUGUGCCCAUUGGUGGAAAGAUCCCUGAUCUGGAUCACAUGUUCACAAUAGAAGAAGCACAGUGGUCGAAGGAGCUUGCAGUCUCUGCUCUUCAUUACACAGGAAAGUGUAGCUGUAAGGAGAAAAAGCUGAGAAAUGCAUCUGACCUCUGUAAGACCAAACAUGAUUAUGUGAUCAAGGCCAGUGUGCUGUCUGCUCAUGACAAGGGCAGCCACGCAGAAGUGCAGGUCAAAGUUCGCAAGGUCCUUCGAUCAGGCAAAGUGGCGCUGUACUUGGGGACCAUCAGCAUCUAUCCUCUGUCCUGGACCAGCCGCGGCUGCACCUGUCCCAUUCUAAACCCAGGAAUGGAGUACCUAUUGGCAGGCCCAGAGGAGGCUGGGACAGGCCGUCUGCUGGUCACCAUGCAGAGUGUGGUGGUGCCAUGGACACCCCGACUCGGUCUACUUAUAUCAGAGGGUCUGAGGAACGGAUGUACAUGA